AUGUCAACGCCUCAUCCUCAGCAACGCCUAGGAGGCAUGGCUGAGUUCAACCCAAGGAGCGACAACAUUAGGUCGUACUUCGAGAGGCUUGGAAAUUCUGUUGACAUAAACGAAGUACCCGCGGCGAAAAAGCUGAAGUUGUUCUUGAACGUGGUGGGUGGUCAGGCUUACGAGGAGCUCAAGAAAAUUCUAGUUCCACAGAAGCCCACCGACAAAACUUUCGAGCAAGUGCGGGAGUUGCCAGAAGACCACUUCAGUCCGGAGUAUUCCGUAAUUGCCGAACGCUGCAAAUUCAACAGGGGAAUGCAACAAGAAGGUGAAAGCGUGAAGGAUUUUAUGACAGAAUUGAAGCACCUAGCACGGAACUGUGAAUUCAAGGAAUUUCUGAAUGAAGCUUUGAGAGACCGCCUGGUAGCAGGCUUACGCGAUGAAGAGACCCAGAGAAUAUCGUUUGCUACGGAGGGUCUGACUUUUGAAGGCGCAUCUGAAAUACCUAUUGAAAAGGAACUCGCAUCACAGCAAACCAGCGAGCUGCUUAAAGUAGAAGCGAGACCAACCGAAGUUAACGUUAUCAAAAAAGAAAACAAGCGGGAAACGCACACGUCACGAUUAAAGAAGGAAGGCGCAUCAAAGACGAAUCGUGGUUGUUAUCGCUGUGGGAAAGGACACGCGCCUGACCGAUGCUGGUAUCGAAAUACGAAAUGCCGUGCGUGCGCAAAGACAGCACAUUUGGAAGCAAUGUGCCAAGAGAAGAACCGGCGUCCGAUAAACUAUGUUGAUACGUCAGACGAUGACUCCGAAACAUCGCAAGUUUAUCACGUCGUGCUUUGUGCAGCAAGCGACAAGCGUGGGUACAAGGUUCCCGUAAACAUUGAAGGGAAGCCGAUCUCUAUGUUGCUGGACACGGGCGCAGAAGUUACGCUGAUUCCUGAAAGCGUCUACGAGGCGAACUUCGCGGAAGUCGCAUGCAAACCAACAAAGGUUUCCUUGAGAACAUACACUGGAGAACCCUUGAAGGUAAAAAGACAUGUCAACGUAGAGCACAACGGACGCAGCGCAACGCUUCCUCUUUUCGUGGUAGAAGAUAACCAAAGAACUCUAUCCGCACUACUAGGUCGCGACUGGUUAGAAGAGUUGCAACUUGAUUGGAAGGCCGUCUGUGCGAAAACAGAGGAAGACAAAGUCAAGUCUUUAGAGGAGAAGUUUCCAGAAGUCUUCCGUAGCACACCUCGAGUUGUGUCCAACUACGAGGCAAAGGUCGUCCUAAAAGCGAACAGCACACCAGUGUACUGCAAAGCGAGGCCUAUAUCAUUCGCCACCAAAGAAGCCGUUGCGGCAGAGCUAAGCAGGUUAAAAAACGACGGCAUCGUGAAACGAGUGACCCGCAGUGACAUGGCAGACCGUCAACAAAGGAGCGCCGACCAACUCAACCAGCAAAGAGGGCCAGCGGAGUUCUUCUGCGUCAAUGAGAAGGUUUACGUCAAAACAACGCGAUGCGAAGCCGAAUCAUGGCAGGAGGGAAUCGUCGAACAAGUCGUCAGCCCCGCUACGUACCUCGUCUGA
This is a messenger RNA of Ixodes scapularis (black-legged tick), 1563 nucleotides long. RefSeq lists its product as uncharacterized. The record is from RefSeq and is a predicted model, not a curated record. The transcript has 3 exons. Gene Ontology annotation, biological process: proteolysis. Bases 1 to 1563 code for a protein of 520 amino acids. Lineage: Eukaryota; Metazoa; Arthropoda; Arachnida; Ixodida; Ixodidae. Gene Ontology annotation, molecular function: aspartic-type endopeptidase activity.